AUGCCCCGUGAGAACUUCUCACCGAAGCACGUUGAUCCUGUGAACUUCCACAACGACGAUGACGAAGACGAAGAAGAAUUCGAUCUCUUAAAAGUGAUGAAUGAUAUGAAGGUGCACGAACGCCGUAAUGUGUAUGCUCUGAAAGGUUUACUUAAUGAAUACAAAAGUGUACGGGCGAAGUUCCGUGAAGAGCUCAGCCGGCUUGAGGUGGAGCAUCUGCGUGACGCCCAGCAUUUCCACGAUAUUCGCGCUGCCAUCGUGUGUGGAACGCGCGACAUCACUGAUGAGGAAAUAGCUGCUGCCCAGGCAUCGUUGGCGGCUGAGACGACGUCUUCUGGUGUUCGUGCAAUUUCCUCCAGCGAUGAAGAACCCGACGCGGGUGAUGCAAAGCGGGAUGAAAAUAAAGCCGGAAAGAAGUCCGUUCGUGUGGUGUCUCCUCAGGAAGAUCCCGGCCGCCUCGAGAAGGCUGCUGCCGCACCUGAUGGCGGCAUUCCUGACUUUUGGCUCACAGCCAUGUGCAACGCCGAGGUGUUGGACUCAACCAUUACGGAGCGAGAUCGCCCAGCGCUAAGUCACCUGCAAGACAUUCAGUUAGAGCACAUUGAUGGGGAUCCACAUAAAGGAGUUCGUAUUAACUUCCACUUCUCACCGAAUGAGUACUUUACCAACGAGGUCCUUAGCAAAACAUACCGGAUGGCCUUUGAUGAAGACAGUGGUGAAGUAGAGAUUGAUUCCAUGAGCGCCACUCCCGUUGACUGGAAGUCGCGUGAGAAGAACCUUACCGUUAUCCUUAAGAAAAAGAAACAACGACACAAGACCAAGAGGGAGAUUCGUGUGGUGACGCGCGAGGAGAAAUGCCCGUCGUUUUUCAAUUUUUUCACCAACCCUCUGGGCGGCGAGGACGAGGACGAGGACGAGGACGGGGACGGAAAAGAGGAUGAAAAAAGGGAUGAAAAGGAAAAGGGAAAGAAAACUGACGACGAUGACGAUGACGAUGAUGAUGAUGAAGAAGAGACGGCAGAGUUGCACAUUGAAUUGGGGCAGGUGUUGAUGGAGGAACUCGUGCCAAAGGCCGCCUUCUACUAUACAGGUAAGUCCGUUGAGGAAACGGCACUGGCACUCAUAAAGAAAUUUAGCGUUGAAUCAGAUGACGAAGACGGGGACGAAGAUGAUGACAGUGAUGACGGAAGCGACAUCGGUGGUAAAUCAUCUAAGAAACCCGCACCCAGUGGUGGUAAAACUAAUCAGCCGGAGUGCCAGCAGCAGUAA
Molecule: messenger RNA, 1269 nt
Organism: Trypanosoma brucei brucei TREU927
Lineage: Eukaryota; Euglenozoa; Kinetoplastea; Trypanosomatida; Trypanosomatidae
Product: nucleosome assembly protein-like protein
Exons: 1
Coding region: 1-1269 (422 amino acids)
Biological process (GO): nucleosome assembly
Cellular component (GO): nucleus; chromatin
Molecular function (GO): histone binding; chromatin binding
Source: RefSeq, a predicted model, not a curated record